Molecule: messenger RNA, 1678 nt
Organism: Xenopus tropicalis (tropical clawed frog)
Lineage: Eukaryota; Metazoa; Chordata; Amphibia; Anura; Pipidae
Product: histidine N-acetyltransferase-like
Exons: 4
Coding region: 416-1591 (391 amino acids)
Molecular function (GO): acyltransferase activity, transferring groups other than amino-acyl groups; transferase activity; acetyltransferase activity
Source: RefSeq, a predicted model, not a curated record
GGGGAGUGUUGCUCACUGAUACAAAGAACUUCUGUCAUGUGACCCAGGGGUAUGUACGGUAAAAUGUGAAAGUGAAAGUAAAUUUCUCCACUAUCGGAAGAGGAAGGCAAAAUGAAUCUGUAGAAACAUAUAAAGUGCUGCAGUUUUCACUUGGAUUGGGGGGCACCUAUCAGCACCCCACUCCGGGCCCUGACCAAGACUAAGGUUCUGGAAUCCAACAUUGGAUUGGACUGGAGAGGAAUAUCAACAGUGAUGUUGCCUAUAGCAACCAAUCAGAUCACCAAUCAGUUCCUAGGUAACAUCUCUAAAUAAGGACAAAUAGAAUUACUGCCUUAUCUGUGGGUCACCCAGGAAAGAGAAAGAGGUUCAUCGGUACAUCUGGUGUCGGCACCGGGGCCGUAGCAUUCGACUUGCCAUGUUAGAAAAUUCCCUCCCGGACCUGCAGAUGGUUCCUGCCACUGCCCAGGACUAUGACGAGUUUGUCUCCAUGUCGGCCGGUAUAUACGGAGGGAUGGAUUCCCGAGUGUUCAGGUACCUCCUGUGGCUGAAAGACCCUCUGCGGAUCAUGUUCCUGGCCAAGUCUGAAGGCAAAGUGGUGGGUUUUCUAUGCUUCAUGCUGGUAGACGAUGGUACAACAGCUGUGGCCGAUGGUCUCCGAGUUGCCCCCUGGAUGAGAGGCCGCGGGGUAGCCAAAGCAUUGCAGAAGUUUUGUCUUGACAACCUGCACUCCAACCAUCCGACGGUCACCAAAAUUCGUUUUUUGGGAACAAAAGACAUCGCACCCGAAGUUCUGACCAAAUAUCAUCUGCUUUAUUCUAAGGCUCUUAUCUCAGUGGUAAUUCCCUAUGAGCAGAUGGAGGAAAAAAUCAAGUUGCUGGAGGGUCGGAUGGAUGGUGUAUGUGGGAGAAGACCUCUUGUGGCCCUGAGUCCUUCUGAGGUUCUACAUCUGUUUGAGGAUCCCCGCACUACAGAGGGGCUGCUUCCCAAGGGGCUUCUCAUCCAGAGUUGGCUUCCUCUCUCCAUUCGCAGAUCCAACCUAGAGUUAUUGUUCCGACAAGGAGUUGUCUGGUUCUAUUCCCAACCCUCUGCUUCAGUUGAAUGUCUCGUCUCUCCCAAAUCCAGUGAUGCCAGUGAGGUCCAUGUUGCCCCAGACAUAACUGAAUCCAGAAGCCAUGAUUCAGCUCCUACAUACCAGGAACCUUCCUCACCCAAUGUGGCGCCACUCACGUGUUCCUCUAGCCUCCCUAGCCCUUCCACUCUCUCCUGCUCCCCCUGUGGGUUCCUUAGCCUGGGCACCCCUCCAUUCCCGGUGUCUAUAGGAGGGGGAAUGCUCCGGUUUGACAUUGACCUGUUUGGAACGGAUCCUGUAUCUGCACAAACCCACGUCCUACACCAGCUGAUUGAGAUGCAGCGAGUGCUCCCCGCAGGGACCAAUGUUGUUUUUUGCAUGUACGCUGAAACGAGCCUGUGCCCGGAGCUAACUCGCUUCUGCCAAGCAAUUACUCCUUCCCAUGCACUAGGGGAACAACAUUUGUUAGACAUAGACAUGUCAACCCUAGAGUCAUACCUCUCACCCCAGGCACAGUGCUGAAAAAUAUGUCCCCCCGUCCACUGAAUAUUCUUCCCCCUGUUGAUUUGUUGGUAAAGAGAUUAAAGGGCUCAUUUAGAACCUCAAAAA